This is a messenger RNA of Colletotrichum destructivum, 1583 nucleotides long. RefSeq names its product Putative molybdenum cofactor sulfurase. The transcript has a single exon. Gene Ontology annotation, molecular function: catalytic activity; pyridoxal phosphate binding; molybdenum ion binding. The record is from RefSeq and is a predicted model, not a curated record. NCBI's taxonomy places the organism in Eukaryota, Fungi, Ascomycota, Sordariomycetes, Glomerellales, Glomerellaceae. Bases 1 to 1140 code for a protein of 379 amino acids.
AUGAGGAUCAAGGCCCUCAACGUCUACCCCAUCAAGGCCCUCCGCCCGAUCCCCUUGGAGUCGGCGACGCUCACCCCGCAGGGCAUCCUCCACGAUCGGACCUAUAUGCUCUUCAAGGUGAACCCGGACUCGUCCCUCCGCAAGAUGCAGCUCUCUACGUUUCCCCAGUGCGCCCUCUUUUCCCAGGAAAUAGUCUCGUCCGCCUCUUCUUCCCCCUCCACCUCCGAGUCCCCUGGGGACACCAUCCGCGUCCGAUAUAACCCCCCGGACCCGCCACCCCCGGCAGACACCCACCCCCUCCAGGGCAAGACCCUCUGCGUACCACUUGUCCCGGACACUGCCGCCCUCGAGCCCGUUUCGGUUGACCUCCACGGCAGCCCCGCUGAGGCCCUCCGCAUGGGCGACCCCUACGACGCCUUCUUCUCCGCCUGUUUCGGCUUCCCCGUCAUCCUGGUCCACAUCGGCUCCGGCCGCCGCCGCGUCCUCGGCACCCUCGCCCCGGGGUCCCCUUCCGCAGCAUCAUCCACGCCCGAACAGCAGAAACACCAGACCCGCUCGCUUCUGUCGUCCAUUGCAUCCUACUUGCCGUCCUUCUCGUCCUUCGCGACCCAGGGAGAGCAAGUGGGGGACGACCCCGCGUGGCUGACCUUCACCGACUGCGCGCCCUACCUCGUCACCUCCGCCUCCUCCCUCUCCCACCCUUCCCUCGAAACCUUCAAAGACGACAGUCUUAUCAUGCCCAAAUUCCGCCCCAACAUUGUCGUGGAAGACCCGGAAGAAGCCCCUUUCGCCGAGGACUUCUGGGCCGAACUCGCCCUCCCUGCCUCCGGCCCCGGCCCCAGCGGCGCUAGGCUCCUCCUCACCGCCAACUGCGGCCGCUGCUCCUCCCUCAACGUGGACUACGACCGGGGUCGCCCCGCCGCCGGGCCCGAGGGCAAGCUCCUCAACGCCCUCAUGAGGGACCGCCGCGUUGACCCGGGACACAAGUACGCGCCCGUGUUUGGCCGUUAUGCGUUCCUCGCCGUCGACGCCGCAGGGGAUGAUCCGCUGGCGUCGGUCAUCCGCGUCCGCGUCGGGGACGACGUCGUUGUCGUCCGUCGCAACCCCGAGCGCACCGUAUUUGAUUGGGGCUUAUCCUAGACCCGAGCGAGAAAGAUAGUUGCCGCCGCCGCCAUUGCCUAGUCUUUAUCUGUGUGCUGCCGGCGGUGUAACGUAACCGCCUACCGGUUUUCCGUCGCUCGCGAGCGCUGAACUGUACCAAACCAUGCACCAUCACCUUUGCCCCCUUUCUUCCUCCUCCGCGAGUACGUGACAAAUGACAGGUCACACAUGUCGAGACAUACAGGAGGUAGAGAGUGGCAUUCUGAACCGGAGCUUACUCAUCGUCACACCGAAAAAGAAAAAAGAAGAAGAAGAGAAAAGCAUGUGAUAUGGUGGUGGGAAAUUUCCAUGCCGGACAGAAACAUUCAAUGCCGUGUAACCCAUCUACUCAUCCCUAUCAUUACGCCCGUAGUCUUUCGCGCCAUCAUCGUCUCGUCAUCAUCACGACAUACGAAAUUCUACAUCCUCAGAUAUGAACCGCC